This is a messenger RNA of Gasterosteus aculeatus aculeatus (three-spined stickleback), 2432 nucleotides long. RefSeq names its product septin 5a (gene septin5a). The record is from RefSeq and is a predicted model, not a curated record. Gene Ontology annotation, molecular function: GTP binding. Lineage: Eukaryota; Metazoa; Chordata; Actinopteri; Perciformes; Gasterosteidae.
CUGUCUGAACAGAGGACCGCUGCGGGGCAGAGGACGGAGACAAGCGAACAGAAAAGAAAGGGGAAUCAAGAGAGGGGAAAGCAGGAGGGGACAUAUUCAUAGCGCACAAAGAGGAACGCGGUGUGUAAGAGACAAUUUUGGGAAGCGGACACAGAGCGAGAAACGAGUCUUUCUUUUUCCCCGCUGGGCUGUUUUUCAAUCUCCUGAGACUCUUGAGGCUAUUUUUGUCCGUCCGUGUCGGCGCGGUUUGGGAUGGAUGCCAUCAUGCUGCAGGAAAAACUGGUGGAACGGCUGCUGUGCCCGCGAGUGAGAACAGCCAGGCAGAAGGAGAAGCAAUAUGUGGGUUUUGCGACUCUACCCAACCAGGUGCACAGAAAGUCGGUGAAGAAAGGCUUCGACUUCACGCUGAUGGUGGCAGGAGAGUCCGGUAUGGGCAAAUCCACUCUGGUCAACAGCCUGUUCCUCACAGACCUCUACAAGGACAGGAAGUUACUGAAUGCAGAGGAGCGCAUCCACCAAACCGUAGAGAUCAUCAAACACACUGUGGACAUCGAGGAGAAAGGGGUCAAGCUCAAGCUGACCAUCGUGGACACUCCGGGCUUCGGAGACGCCGUCAACAACAACGAAUGCUGGAAGCCAAUCACAGACUACAUAGAUCAGCAGUUUGAGCAGUACUUCAGGGACGAGAGCGGACUGAACAGGAAGAACAUCCAGGACAACCGGGUCCACUGCUGCCUGUACUUCAUCCCUCCAUUUGGGCACGGACUACGUCCCGUGGACGUGGAGUUCAUGAAGGCUUUGCACGAAAAGGUGAACAUAAUCCCUCUGAUCGCAAAGGCCGACUGCCUCACGCCCAACGAGAUCAAAAAGCUCAAAGACAGAAUACGAGAGGAAAUAGACAAGUUCGGGAUCAAAGUGUACCAGUUCCCUGAAUGUGACUCUGAUGAGGAUGAAGAGUUUAAACAGCUGGACAAAGAGCUCAAGGAGUGUACCCCGUUUGCUGUGAUCGGCAGUAACACGGUGGUGGAGGCCCGGGGGCAGCGGGUGAGAGGGCGACUGUACCCCUGGGGAAUCGUUGAAGUGGAGAACCAGUCGCACUGUGACUUUGUCAAAUUGAGGAACAUGCUGAUUCGCUCGCACAUGCACGACCUCAAGGACGUGACCUGCGACGUCCACUACGAGAACUACAGAGCGCAGUGCAUCCAGGAGAUGACGAGCAAACUGGCUCAGGACAACCGCGUGGACAGUCCCGUCCCCAUCCUACCGCUGUCCACUCCAGAUGUUGAGACCGAGAAACUGAUCAAGAUGAAAGAUGAAGAGCUGAAGAGGAUGCAGGAGAUGCUGAAUAAGAUGCAGCAGCAGAUGCACGACAAAGACCAGUGAUCCUCCAGAGCAGCAGAGCUGGUCUGCAGCGCCACCUGCUGUUUGUCCCCCGAGCGACGGCCCGCACCGCCCGACCGGGCGGGGGCCCCCUGCUGACUGUGCAUCCUCCUCAGCUCGGUGCUUUGUAUAGUUUGUCUGCCUGGACGGUCGUUUGUCAGAACCGUUCUUUUUUUUGUUUUGUUUCUGGUCUCUGAAACUUUUUAAUCCAGUUUGCCCACUUUGAACCCUUGUUGUGGUUUAACAGUCCUAACAUAUAUAAUAUAAACACCUAAUUUAAACUACUAUUAAGUGUAUCUAAUUUAUAAACGCAAUGCUCAACUUUUUGGGGAUAUUUUGUCAGGGCAUGAUGUUGUGCGAUGUUUUGUAAAGAGCUUUAGGUAGUUGGUGAUGUUAAGACUUGAUGGAUAUUGAUUCUUAUCAUGUGUGUGUGUGUGUGUGUGUGUGUGUGUGUGUGUUUCCUCCAGGUAAUCCGUCCAUCAAACAGUGACUUUACUCUUCCUGUGUUUUUUAAGCCAACUUUUGCUCUCAUUAAUUCGCUCUCUGACCCUCACAAAUCAUUUCACGUGAAGUCAAAAUAUUCUCGCCCAUUUAGUUUUUUAUAUCCGUGUGCUCGCCGAGCUGCAAAUGCAAUUAUUACCUGUGGCUAACUGUGAAAGGAGAGCCUGACAUACCGGGAGGGUAAAUGCCGAGCGUGCUCUUGUUAAUCACAUGCGCUACAUGCAGUGGGCCUAUUUUUUACUGCUUUACAGCUGAUGGGCUCUUCAAAUGCAUCACGAUGCAUCGCGGCCUCUGUUUGUUUCUCCCGUACGGUAAACAGAGAUCAACGAUGAGCAGCAAAUACUGUGUCUCUGCUUCCGUUUUAAACCCCUCUCAUUGGAAGGGAGUCUCUGCAUUGUGCUAGUAAAGGUGUGUGUGUGAGUGUUGAGCGUGUGCGUGCGUGUGGUGUGUUGAUGAUGAGGAACCGUACUUAUUUUCUGCUGAAGGCUGUGAGCUCAGGCCUGCGCCCCGUUUAUAAAAGUGUGACAAAUAAAACUCUUGUUUUCCCGUCA